Molecule: messenger RNA, 2634 nt
Organism: Anopheles funestus (African malaria mosquito)
Lineage: Eukaryota; Metazoa; Arthropoda; Insecta; Diptera; Culicidae
Gene: wrapper
Product: opioid-binding protein/cell adhesion molecule homolog
Exons: 6
Coding region: 776-2341 (521 amino acids)
Biological process (GO): synapse organization; homophilic cell-cell adhesion
Cellular component (GO): axon; neuronal cell body; plasma membrane
Molecular function (GO): axon guidance receptor activity; protein binding
Source: RefSeq, a predicted model, not a curated record
UUAUUGCAGUUUGUGUGUUAAGAGUUACCCGACAACGAUCGAAUCGGAAGGAAACGAUUUCAAUGGACGAAAAGUGACAAACCAGAUAAAAAACACCACCCGGAAGAACGAACCAUCAUAGGUUGCUGGACCGGACAACAAUUACGUCCGAUGCAGCUAGUGCAGGUCCAUUCUAUGCUCAUUAAAUGGCCUAAAAAAGGGACGUGUUAGUUGACAAAAAAACCGGCCGUUUCUGCUGGUGCUAUAAUUGCAUUGCAAUACGGUACAGCACGGGAAUAUAAUUAAAAGGAACAGAAAGGGAAAGCGAGUGUGAGAUUCACUUACCCAAAAAAACACCCUCAUGUUUUUGGUCGUGCAAUUCCAAGAGGAUCAGUUUCAAUUCCAUACCAGUUGAAUGAAGAGAACGUGCGUAAAGCAGCGAAACAUGUUGGUGACAGUUGCAUCAAGUGAUCUAAAACGAGCAGAAAGUAAUAAGUGACUGUAAAUAAACUUAUUUAAAUAAAGUGAAGUAAAAUAUCCAACCCCAUUUGCUCAAGUUGAAAAUUUGAUGAUCUGAUCGCGUGUGUUCGUCGUACUGCGAUUUUAAAUUACUGUGAACGAUUAGCGAAAGAAAACGAACGGGAACGACGGAAUUUACUCGGCGUCCAUUCACAGCGUAGUUAAUGAAGUGAUCCAUCGUACGUUCCGUUAGCUUUUGCACCCUCUUCUAUUAGUUGGCGUGUUCUGUUUCGCAACAACAGCACGCGGAGCUGGCCCGAGGGAGAAUUUUAGAAAGAUGACAACCACCCUGAUGCGCCUGGUUGUGGCGUUCGUUGUGCUGCAGGCUGCCCUCGGCACCAAUCGUCAGAUCGUGACCGGAAACCCUGCGGCGGGAUCGUUCCUGAGCGUGCCGACAACGGUCAAGAGGUACGAAAACGACACCGUGCUGCUACCGUGCUAUCAUAACUCUCCAUAUCGGUAUGUGCGCUGGUCGCGGGAUGAUCUGCUGCUGGUGGACUCGCGCUAUCCAGACUUGCGGACACCACCCCGGAUGCGCCUAUGGCCGAACGGCAGCCUCGAGGUGACGGAGGUACAAACGGAAGACACCGGGGACUAUAUGUGCGAGAUCAUGACCGAUGGUGGCAAGGCUUCACAGCGGCACGCCAUCGAGGUGCAGUAUCAAGCAACGGCAGCCGUCUAUCCGGAGGAUCCGAUCGAUAUCCGUGUGGGCCAGAUUAUGGAAGUCGUAUGUCAGGUGACAGGCGUUCCACAGCCGUACGUUAAGUGGACAUUACAGAACGAAAAUGCUUCAAUACCGUUUGAGAACGAGCGUAAGCUAAGCGUACUGAUUGAAGAUCGUAGCUACUCCGGACCGGUUCAGUGUACGGCAACGAAUGGUGUUGGCGAACCGGCAAGCGCAUCCGUGGAAGUUUUCGUUCACUUUGUGCCGGAGAUUGAAGUUAAAAGUCCCACGGUACACACUCGCGUCGGUGAGACGGGUAUUCUCGAAUGUCUGGUAACGGCACACCCGAUUGCAUCGAUCCACUGGUUCCAUCAUGGGUUGCCGGUCGUGUUCGAUCGGCGCAUCGUUAAGCUGGACGCACUCGUCACCAAACAUCAGUACUACACGGUGCAGCGCCAUCAGCUGGCAAUUCGGAACCUGCGCGAUGCGGACCUUGGCCAGUAUGAGUGUAAGGCGGGCAAUCGUGUUGGCAUUGCUGGUGCCCAGCUCGAGCUAACCGGACGUCCGAUGGUGGCAAGCUUUAAGCCGGCGGCUGAAAUGUCCUCCCCGACGACACACAACUUCAUCUGGCAGACGGAAAGCUACUCGCCGCUGAUCGAGUAUAAGCUCAAGUUUCGCCGAGUGCCUUCGGGCAAUGUAACCCCGGCGAGGCGCAACUUCCCGCUGCUCGCCUGGAACGAGCUGAUCAUACCGUCGGACGGUUCGUACGGUCCGCUACAUUCGAUCGGCUACACGUUGCAGGGUUUGCAGCCAACGAGCGUGUACGAAGUGAUCGUACUGUCGCGCAAUCGUUACGGUUGGAGCGACCCAAGCAAUAUACUGCGAUUCGCUACCGGUGGCGAGGUCGAAAUAGAACCGGGCAACGAAGAUACGUCCGCAUCCGUGAUGCCUUCGUCCUCUAUCCAGACGACGGAAACACUCGAGUACAGUGAGUCGGAAGCUGGUAGCUACGGGGACGGUGGUCUAAUUACGGACAAUAUGAUACCGAACGAUUUCUUCGAUUAUGGCACGGGCAGUGAAAGUGCAGCAUUUCGGCUAUCACCCAUUUUUACAUCCAGUUCACUUUUACUAGCAGCAUUCGCCAUUUACAAGCUUUUUGUAGAAAUAAAACAUUUUUGAGAUCUGUAAAGAAAGACACAAAAAAGAGAAUUAAUCAAGAACGUCUUAGGGUGCCGUUUAAUUGCACGAACAAUCCAAUGCCCUUUUAUGUGACUCACCACUCAUCUACUUAUCCGUCGUUGUUUCCAUCGGUGACAAAGUUCAAUCGGGUGCUUCAACCGUUCACCAGCCGUAGAUCGUUUUCUUCUAAAUGAAUUAAUUGGUCAAUUAUUUGCAACAUUUCUUCCGUUGCAGCGACAUCCGCGACCGUGGCAGCAAAAAAAAACGUUCCUUUUUGCAAUGCACGCCACUGG